Trichoderma harzianum CBS 226.95 is the source of this 963-nucleotide messenger RNA. RefSeq lists its product as hypothetical. The coding region runs from base 1 to 963 and encodes 320 amino acids. NCBI's taxonomy places the organism in Eukaryota, Fungi, Ascomycota, Sordariomycetes, Hypocreales, Hypocreaceae. The transcript is spliced from 2 exons. Gene Ontology annotation, molecular function: protein dimerization activity; DNA-binding transcription factor activity. Gene Ontology annotation, cellular component: nucleus. The record is from RefSeq and is a predicted model, not a curated record.
AUGGCCGAUACACUUGUCUCUGAACACCCCGAUCUAUCUGGCUUUCCUGGCUCUCCUGGCCAGAAACGAAAGCGCGAAUUAGAAAGUCCCAAUCUCGGGCGCACAAAGCGUGCCGCUCCUCCAGCAGCCAUGUCAGCGUCGCCGGCGGACACGGCCGCCUUCAUCGAGAAUGCCAUUGAGGCCUCGCAAGCGGCGGCUGUGAGCGGUGUUAAUGUUGCCGAUUUCAACGCCCUCCAGCAAGCUGCCGCUGCAGAUCACACCGAUGCCUCGGACCCUUCCAAUGCUACCAGCACUGCGCAGGCUGCUCUGGGCAUGUACCCGACCCUCCAUGUCCCUUCAUCAACCGAGGAGCAGUUUUCUGCACAGGGACCUGUUGAUCCUGACCACGGCCACGAAAAUGCAUUCAAGCACGAUACCCCUUUCACAGACGUGACACAACAGCCCGACCCCAUGAUGGACCCUACGGUCAACCAAAACCAGCCUCCUCCUCCCCCGAACGGCGUUCAAUCUCACCCUCCUCCACCACAGCACAGAUACGCAGUGCCACCGCCUCCCCCCAACCCGAAGCCGAGUGUUGGUUCAGAAGAGUGGCACAAGAUGCGGAAGGAUAAUCACAAAGAAGUGGAGCGCCGACGCCGCGAGACUAUCAACGAAGGCAUUAACGAGCUGGCCAAGAUUGUCCCGGGCUGCGAGAAGAACAAGGGAUCGAUUUUGCAGCGGGCUGUUAGUUUCAUCACCCAGCUCAAAGAGAACGAGCAGCAAAACAUUGAAAAGUGGACGUUGGAAAAGCUGCUCACAGAGCAAGCCAUAACAGAGCUUAGUGCAUCCAACGACAAGCUUAAGCAGGAGUGUGAGCGGCUGUACCGAGAACUGGAGACGUGGAAGCGCGUUGCACAGCAGGCUGGUCUGGAGCCCCCAGCCGCUCCCAAGGAAGAGCCCAAUACCGGCAUGCCGUCGAGUUAG